Cucurbitaria berberidis CBS 394.84 is the source of this 1888-nucleotide messenger RNA. Its product is annotated as MFS general substrate transporter. NCBI's taxonomy places the organism in Eukaryota, Fungi, Ascomycota, Dothideomycetes, Pleosporales, Cucurbitariaceae. Gene Ontology annotation, biological process: transmembrane transport. The coding region runs from base 222 to 1757 and encodes 511 amino acids. The record is from RefSeq and is a predicted model, not a curated record. Gene Ontology annotation, molecular function: transmembrane transporter activity. The transcript is spliced from 3 exons. Gene Ontology annotation, cellular component: membrane.
CGUCCGUGCAGAGCUAUCAUCUGCUGGCGCCUGCCCUUGGACAGCCUAGUGGUGUAGUGCCAUUGCACAUGUGUGCGUCAAACGUAGGUGCGGGCUGGAACCAUGGGCCAAGUUGGGUCUAGGUGGAUAAGGUAUAAGAGGAAAGACACAGCGUCACGGUUGCCCGUGUCUUUGAUUGCUAUUCCUCUCUUGUCCUCCUUGAACCAAGCUGUGUUUGCAGCAUGGCUCAAUUUCAGGCUGAGUACUCGGCUGAGAAGUUCGCACCUACCCAUCACGAAGAUCUCAAGGGCGAUGACGCGCAUCAAAUUGCAGAGCGCGGCCAUGCUGCCACUGACAUCUACGGACAUGCCCUGAUGCAAUUCGAUCCAAAAGCCGAGUCUCGGCUGAGAUUGAAGAUCGAUUUGUACAUUGUUCCAACCGUGGCACUCUUGUAUCUCUUCUGCUUCAUCGAUCGAGCGAACAUCGGGAACGCACGACUGGCCGGGUUCGAGAAGGAUCUCAAGCUCACUGGUUAUGACUACAACUCAGUCCUCUCUGUCUUCUAUAUCAGCUACAUAAUCUUCGAGAUUCCAUCCAACAUUUGCUGCAAAUGGAUCGGCCCAGGGUGGUUUAUUCCAAUCAUAUCCCUUUGCUUCGGCAUUGCAUCCAUCGGCACCGCCUUCGUCCACAAUAUUCACGCCGUCUCUGGCGUCCGCUUCCUUCUCGGUAUCUUCGAGGCCGGCAUGCUCCCAGGUAUCGCGUACUACAUGUCUCGCUGGUACAGACGUUCUGAACUCGCCUUUCGCCUCUCUCUCUACAUAGUUAUGGCACCCCUUGCAGGAGCCUCAGGCGGUCUGCUCGCUUCGGCAAUCCUAAAGCUCGACUCUUUCGGCUCGCUGACGCGCUGGAGAAUGAUAUUUGCGAUUGAAGGCAUUAUCACGUGUUGCCUGGCGAUCAUAUCAUUCUUCACGCUAACGGACCGCCCGGAAACCGCGCGAUGGCUUACACAGGCGGAGAAGGACCUGGCUAUUGCUCGUGUCAAGUCAGAGCGUGUUGGGCAGAACGAAGUUCUUGACAAGCUGGAUCGCAAGAAGACGCUUCGCGGCAUCUUCAACCCAGUCGUGCUCACCACCUCGGUUAUUUUUCUUCUGAACAACAUCACCGUCCAGGGACUGGCUUUCUUCGCGCCGACAAUAGUGCGCACAAUUUAUCCCAAAAGCACUGUUGUUGCCCAGCAGCUCCACACUGUGCCACCCUAUGUCGUUGGAGCGUUCUUCACAGUACUCCUUCCGUUCCUAUCCUGGCGCCUCGAUAGACGAGUGGUGUUUUUUAUAUGCGGAGCACCCUUGAUCAUGCUAGGCUACAUCAUGUUUUUGGCAUGCCACAGCCCGCAGGUCCGCUAUGGAGCAACCUUCCUCAUCGCCUCAGGAGCCUUCUCAUUUGGCGCUCUCUGCACCGCGCAUGCCUCCAACAAUGUUGUGUCUGACACAGCACGAGCGUCUGCUAUCGGUACAGUCGUCAUGUUUGGCAAUAUUGGUGGUCUGAUCUCCACCUGGAGCUUCUUGCCAUUUGAUGCGCCCAAUUACCGUAUUGGUAACGGAUUGAAUCUGGCGACCAGCAGUAUGAUCCUGAUCUCUAGUACCUUGUUGCUGCUUUGGAUGAAGAGGAGUAACAAGAAACGGGAGAGUGUUAAUGUGGACCAGGAGCUGGCGGGCAAAUCAGUGGGAGAAAUUGAGGAUCUGGACUGGCGACAUCCGUCUUUCCGAUGGAGGCCUUGAGAGUGGGAUAUGAUCUUUCAUCGGGACGGAUCACAUCUGAGUUUUGGCAAACUGUGAGAUCAUGCUGUUCAACAUGUAGUUGUCUGGACUGUAUAUAGUUAGCAUAUGUAGCUGUUAGGCACUCGAACAGG